Pyricularia grisea is the source of this 1344-nucleotide messenger RNA. RefSeq lists its product as uncharacterized. The record is from RefSeq and is a predicted model, not a curated record. The coding region runs from base 1 to 1344 and encodes 447 amino acids. Lineage: Eukaryota; Fungi; Ascomycota; Sordariomycetes; Magnaporthales; Pyriculariaceae. Gene Ontology annotation, molecular function: GTP binding. The transcript has 2 exons.
AUGGAGCAGGAUACAGACGCUGUCAGUCGGUAUAUUGAGGAACAGGCCACAAGAUUCCGUACUUUUACAGGAGUACAGAGACCCCGGCCAGAUGCCAUCUUCCUCCUAGUGAUGGGGAUGACGGGUUCAGGGAAGAGUUCCUUCGUCGCCUCGUCUACCGGAAGAGAAGUGACGGUCGGACAUGGACUACAGUCGUGCACAUCCGAUAUUAAUAUAUUCGACUUUGAUUUUGAAGGCCGCCAGGUUUUCCUGAUCGAUACACCUGGCUUCAACGACACCAACAAGUCAGAUGCAGAGACGUUGGCCACCGUGUCAGCUUACCUGGGUACCUCUUAUGCGCAAAAUGUAUUCAUCCAUGGAAUACUCUAUCUCCAUCGCAUCACUGACAAUAGAGUGAGCGGCUCAGCCAAACGAAACUUUGAAAUGUUCAGGGCGCUCUGUGGCGAGGCUUCAUAUGGGAACGUGAGCCUUGUCACGACCAUGUGGACAGGUAGAGGGAGACACGAGCAGCUGCGACGAGAGGCUGAACUGCGUCGGGAUCCAAAUUUCUUCGGGUCGAUCAUUUCCGGGGGAGCGAGUCUGCUCAGGCAUGGAGAACACGGUACCGACCCGCAGCAGCUUCGGGAUUCUGCCCUCAGCAUCAUCAGGCAGCUAAUAGUUCAAUGUCGCCCUGGUCCGAUCGUUCUUCUGAUACAACACGAGCUUGUAGAAGAGAAGAAAAUCCUUGAUGACACCUCGGCGGGCAUCAUCGUGCAAGGCGACCUCCACCGCGCAUUUGCAGACUAUAGAACCGAACUGAAGAAUCUGCGGCAAGAGAUGAGCAGGACAGCUCAAGGUCGCAAGUCUUUUGGCUCCGGAGAAGCUCAGGAAAUGGCAGAACUCAAGGCCGAGUUCAAGCGAAAGCUGGGCGCAGUCGAACACGAACGCAAUGUUCUUGCCUCCAACUUGGCACGGUUGCAGGAACGAGAACAAAAUAUUCUCGUAUCGAAGCUGGAAGCCACAGAGAAAAGGUUCCAGUCGGAGCUUGAGGGAAAAGAAAGACACCUGCAGGAGCUACAGAGGUCCUUGCAAAUGGCAGAGGAGGUUGCUGCUAGCAAGAACCCACCCCAACAGACAGAACCUCGUUCCAAGCUGCAAAAAGAGGUUUUAGACACAGGUAAAAGGGUCAUGAGAGAAAGACAAAAAGUCUACAGGCUCAGAACUACUGUUCACGGUGUGAGAGAGGGUAUCCUGGAUGGAGUUUCGACAAGCCUGUCGUCCGCUGUUGUCGCUGGAGGUAAGAAGGCUCACGAUGAUCUUGACCAUCUGCGUACCCCUAUAAGCUACAUUCAGCUAACAUCGUGA